GACGUGAUCUCCAUACUCCAUCUUCCUCCACUCCCCUAUUCCUUUCGCUUUCACCUUUCACCUCCCUCUUUCCCUGGCUUUAUUUAGAAAAAAAAAAACCCAAUCCCAACCCCAAACCCCCCUUCUCUCUCUCUCUCUCUUGAUCCUAAUUCAUCAUUAUUCCACAAUUUCCACAAUGUCCAGCAGUGGUAGUCACGGUGCAGAAGGCUCAUCAAGCAACAUUCCCAUAGAAUAUCAGCAGCAGCAACAGCAGAGUCCAGUGACACUUAGCCGCUAUGAGUCACAGAAGAGAAGGGACUGGAACACUUUUGGGCAAUACUUGAAGAACCAGAGACCCCCAGUUCCUCUCUCUCAGUGCAAUUGCAACCAGGUGCUUGAUUUCCUCCGUUAUCUGGACCAGUUUGGGAAGACCAAGGUUCACCUUCAAGGGUGCAUGUUCUAUGGGCAGCCGGAACCCCCGGCACCCUGCACCUGCCCUCUUAGGCAGGCCUGGGGGAGCCUCGACGCCCUCAUAGGCAGACUUAGGGCUGCCUACGAGGAAAAUGGAGGCUCCCCAGAGACUAACCCUUUUGCCAGCGGCUCCAUCCGCGUCUACCUUAGGGAGGUCAGGGAGUGCCAGGCUAAGGCUAGAGGUAUACCUUACAAGAAGAAAAAGAAGACCACAAAGGGAAAUAUGGAAGAAUCUUCAACCUCCUCCUCCAUCCACUUCUCUUGAAUAUUCUUCCUUUGGAAGAUGUGUGUUUCACCUAAUAUUGGAUAAUGUGGCAUAUAUAUAUAAAUUAAAUUGGAGGAGUUCUUUACUUUUAAGGCACAGUUCUUGGGAGGUUUCGUUUCUAUGUAUUCGGUAAUUUGAUGGCACCCCAGUACUUUUAAGUUUCUGUUUAUUUGUUAAUUACCUGAGAAUUUGUAAUUAAGCUCUUAGCAGAACCGAAAGCUCGUCACACAAUCGUUGGUUUAUGCCUCAGUGUAUCUUAUAUUCAAACAUGAUUUGCAUAUUUACAUAUAUAGUUGCUCCCCUUUUGCAUGCAUCGGUUCAAUAAAUUUGCGUAUUUCAAUAAA
This is a messenger RNA of Glycine soja, 1059 nucleotides long. RefSeq names its product protein LIGHT-DEPENDENT SHORT HYPOCOTYLS 10-like. Bases 176 to 715 code for a protein of 179 amino acids. Gene Ontology annotation, biological process: response to light stimulus; mRNA transcription. The record is from RefSeq and is a predicted model, not a curated record. Gene Ontology annotation, cellular component: nucleus. The transcript is spliced from 2 exons. Lineage: Eukaryota; Viridiplantae; Streptophyta; Magnoliopsida; Fabales; Fabaceae.